Molecule: messenger RNA, 816 nt
Organism: Scomber scombrus (Atlantic mackerel)
Lineage: Eukaryota; Metazoa; Chordata; Actinopteri; Scombriformes; Scombridae
Gene: enam
Product: enamelin
Exons: 6
Coding region: 1-816 (271 amino acids)
Source: RefSeq, a predicted model, not a curated record
AUGAAGCCAGUGAUAUUCAUGAUGUGCCUGCUGGUCACUGCCUUGGCUGCCCCUGUUCCAGGGAGUGAAAGCGAGGAGCAGGUUGCAGCACAUGCUAAUGAGGCCCUGAGGUGGAUGGAGAUGUACAGGCUUUACCAGCAGCAGGGACUAGUUGGAAACCCUUUCCUUCCUGCUGCAGAUGCUCCUGCCCCAGCUGCACCAGCCCAGCCAGCUGUCGUCCUCCCUCAAGCUGUUGGAGAUACAUCAGAGGAGGAGACAGAGGAUGGCAACCCUGCCCCUAAAGCUGCUCUUGCUGCCCCCCUUAACUCUGAUGAGGAAGAGGAGGCAGAGGAGGCAGAGGAGGUGGAAGCAUCUGAGGCUGAGCCAGCCGUGGUGCCUGAAGCAAAUCCAGAAGCUGUGGUUGACGCCCCUGUAGAUGUUGCACCAGUCAAUGCUGCUGGCAUUCAUGCUGCUGCUCCUGCUGUUGAUGCUGCUGCCGUUGAUGCUGCUGCAGUUGAUGCUGCUGCCGUUGAUGCUGCUGCCGUUGAUGCUGCUGCUGUUGAUACUGCGGCCAUAGAUGCUGCAGCCGUUGAUGCUCCUGCCGUUGAUGCUCCUGCCGUUGAUGCUCCUGCUGUUGAUCCUACUGCUGUUGAUGCUGCUGCUGUCGAUGCUGUUGCUGCUGAUGUGCCUCCUGUUGAUGUUGCGCCAGCGGCCCCUGAGGUGUCUGUUGAUGUGGCUGUAGCAGAUGUCCCUGCUGCUUCUGAUGCUGGUGCUCCUGAUGCUGCCCCAGAGACUGACAUGACUGGGGUGGCAGCAGAUCCUGCUGUGCCAUUGUAG